CACUCGCCAUGGAUCCCUCCAAAGCAGAAGGGUAUCACACACCGCCUUCUCCUUCACCGGCGACCGCUCCAUCCCUUGCCACGGCCAUCCCAGCAACUUCACUUAAUCAAGUCUACCCUCCAAGCUGCCCUGCCCCCGCCACCCUUCAGGUCCAAUCUAAAUUGCCCACCCCUUGGUCCACCGGCCUCUUCGACUGCUGCGACGACGUCGGCAACUGUUGUGUGACCUGCUUCUGUCCCUGUGUCACAUUUGGUCAGGUUGCCGAGAUCGUGGACCAAGGAUCGAUCUCGUGUGCGGCAAGCGGAGCGUUAUAUGCGCUGAUAUUUUGUGUUACCGGGUGCAAUUGCCUCUACUCUUGCUUCUACCGAUCAAAGAUGAGAGGGCAGUUCUUCCUGGAGGAGAGCCCCUGUGCUGACUGCCUUGUCCACUGCUGCUGUGAGAUGUGUGCGCUGUGCCAGGAGUAUAGAGAGCUCAAGUGCCGUGGAUUCGACUUGCACUCCGUGGUUACUAGUUUGAUGUUUUGGAGUGCUCAUGUGGGUCUUGUGGUUGGGAUUUUGCAGGGCGGGAAGGUAACUUGGGAAGGCAGAGUGCCACCUUACCGCCAGUCAUUGAAGGAGGCAUGA
Elaeis guineensis (African oil palm) is the source of this 623-nucleotide messenger RNA. The record is from RefSeq and is a predicted model, not a curated record. NCBI's taxonomy places the organism in Eukaryota, Viridiplantae, Streptophyta, Magnoliopsida, Arecales, Arecaceae.